Messenger RNA from Paramuricea clavata, 398 nucleotides. The record is from the annotation of a GenBank genome assembly. NCBI's taxonomy places the organism in Eukaryota, Metazoa, Cnidaria, Anthozoa, Malacalcyonacea, Plexauridae.
AAGUAGAAAUAGUCAACUCAACCGAAGAAAAAACUUGCAUACCAAAUUUAGAUACGACAUUUGCCAGAUAUGGAAUACCAUCAAAAAUAAAAACUGACAAUGGACCCCCAUUUAAUGGGAAAGAAUUUGAAACAUACGCCAAAACCCUUGGCAUUGAAUGGAAAACAAUUACACCACUAUGGCCCCAGGGUAAUGCUGUCGUAGAAAGAUUUAUGAAACCAAUGGGAAAACUCUUGAAAACAGCAGAAAUUGAAGGAAUGAAUAGGAAGCAAGAACUGCAAAGGUUUCUACUUCAAUACCGUUCAACUCGUCAUCAAACUACUAAGGGCGCUCCGUGUGAACUACUUUUUAACAGACAAAUUUGGGAUAUUUACCAGAACUCACAAGGAAAAAAGUAG